AUGCGUGGACCACGUUCAACGAGUCCUUGUCCUACUAAGCAAUAAGUUGAGAAACUAAAGCUUUUAUAGACAGCAAUUAAGAAAAGGACAACAAAACCAGAUUUUAUGACCAACUACAAAAUUCAUAUCAUAAUAUCAAUUGUGAUUGGGUUUUUAAUUAUUUCUUAUUUAUCUUUUACCAAGUAAACAAAAGAAUACAUUAUCAUUAAUGAAUCUGAAAUUAAGUCACACAAUUCGUAAGGCCAUUCAUACAACUUAGGCCCAAAUGCUUUUUUCUAUAAUAUCACGUUAAUGUAAGCAAAAACCUUAUUUAAAAAUGAUUUCACAUAAUAAAUAAAUGUAGAGAAAUGCAAAUUGUCUUUUAUCGAAGAAAUACCUGUAUAUUACAACUUCAAAGAAUUCUAUCCAUAGUGCAAUCAUCAAGUUUAUAAUUAAGGAAAUUGUUCAUCAUCUUAUUCUAUUGCGGUUUCUUCUUCAUUCUCAGACAGAGUAUGCAAAUAAAAUUAAACCUAAUAAUUAUCUGCUCAAAAUUUAUUGUCUUGUGAUGGCAAAUUAAAUUUGGGAUGCAAAGGAGGACAUUUAACAAGAUCAGCUGAUUAUAUCAUAAAACAUGGAUUGACUACAAACGAAUGUCAUCCUUUUAGAGGGGAUGAUACAUUUAAAGAGUGUACCAAUGCCCUUGAUCAUUGUUAGCGAUUUAAAGCUGAGUCCUAUUGUUAAUUAUAGAAUAAAGAUGAUAUCAAAAGGGAUAUUUUAAUGAAAGGACCAGCGGUUGCGAUUAUGCCAGUUUACAAAGAUUUUUUAAUCUAUAAAGAUGGAAUUUAUUAAGUAUUAGAUGGGUAGCCUCAUUUUCAUGGGGGUCAAGCAGUUAAAAUAAUAGGAUGGGGUGAACACAAUGGAUAAUAGUAUUGGAUCAUUGAGAAUACUUGGGGAGACACUUGGGGAAUUAAUGGUUUGGCUAAAAUCUCCAUUGAUAGUUUUUCUGAAAUGUCCUAAUAAGCAUUGUCAUUAAAUAUUUGA
Molecule: messenger RNA, 1020 nt
Organism: Paramecium tetraurelia
Lineage: Eukaryota; Ciliophora; Oligohymenophorea; Peniculida; Parameciidae
Exons: 4
Cellular component (GO): lysosome
Molecular function (GO): cysteine-type endopeptidase activity
Source: RefSeq, a predicted model, not a curated record